GGUUAGUAGUAAUUAGGAAACUAAGCCACUCCCCCAGCUAACACAGCAAGAGCAACUCUCUCUGUACGUCUCAGCUCAGUGAUUCUGUUCUCUAUAAGCUGAGUUAUGUCUAUGUCAUUAGUGGGGAAGACGAGUCAAGACAAGAAACCCUCGUUCGAUGUCUGGUGUCAGAGGGAGCUUUCUCGACUGCUGAAGUCCCAAGUCGACAGUGAGCAGGUUCAGUACCUCCUCUCCAUGGAGUUACGUAAAGAUGUCCAAGAAUACCUUGAGGGCUUAUUGGGAACAGAGAAUCGAGCUGUGCAGAAUUUUCUACGCGACUUUUUUCGUCGUUGGCGACCUCCAGAGCGACAACCUGAUUGGCCGACAUCAGAGGAAGUGGGGCAUCUAAAACCACUGGUCCGCGCAAAAGAUGAAGAACUGGUCCUCUUCACGUCUCAGAAACCAGAGGAACCACCCAAGGUUGCUCCUCCCCCUGGUUUUAAACCAACCUCCGCUCCAAGUCGAGGCAAGGAUCAUGUUGUAGUCGUCAAAGAGUCUUCUGCCACAGUGUUCAAAGAGACGCCGGCACCUCCUAAACCUACAAAAACCAUAUCUUCUUCUGGGGCAGUUGGCAAACAGAAGAAUAAGUUUGUUCCACUGAUGAGUGCAGAGGGUCGAUCUCGUACGACUGUGCUGUUGCCAGGACGACACACUUGUCAAUGUCUAGGUCAGAAACAUUCCCUGAUCAACAACUGUGUGGAGUGUGGAAGAAUCGUGUGCUCACAGGAAGGUUCUGGUCCGUGUGCGUUCUGUGGUGCUCUAGUGUGCACUCCGGAAGAGGAGGAGGUCCUCACGAGAGACUCAAAGAAGGGUCAAAAGUUCAGAGACAAGUUUCUCAAGCAGUUCCAAAUUCCAGAGGGUCAGAGAGCACUGGACCACAUUCAGAAGAGCAGUGAGGUGACUACUGGACUGACCAAGGCUAUGCAACACAAGGACAAGCUGCUCGACUUUGAUCAGACCAGUAUUAAGCGUACCAAAGUGAUUGAUGAUGAAAUGGACUAUUUCUCGGUUGACUCGAACCGCUGGCUCUCAGGUGGAGAGAAGGAACGCCUUCGUAGCAAAGAAGACGCCCUGAGGGAGAAAAGACAUGAGUCAAGACGAACUAAGGCCGUUACCAUCGACUUUACUGGUAGAAAGAUCGUUGAAGAUAAAGAGAACACUAAUGUGUACGAGGAACGACAUGCACUAGAUGCUCUCCAUGACAACACUGAGGCAGCUCACACAACCACCUCCGCACAGUCCGGAGCUCUGUACAACCCAUCGAUACCAAUAGACCCCCCUAAGUUCCAAGAAACUGCUAAGAAGUCUAAGAAGAGCGGGGGAGUAAAGGCAACAGCUGGAGUUGAAAGGAGCUCUAUUACUAGAUUACAGGACAGAACUCUGCAGGAAAUGACUGAUGAAGGCAAGUGUUUGAGCAUGCACCAACCUUGGGCCUCUCUGCUUGUGGCUGGGAUAAAAACGUGUGAGGGGAGGUCAUGGUACUCUGCCCACCGAGGGAGACUGUGGAUAGCAGCGACUGCCCAGAAACCAGACCAGAGUGAAGUGAGCAAACUGGAGCAGUUCUAUUCGUCCUAUCAUAAAGACCAGCAUGUGGAGUUUCCGAGUAGCUAUCCCUCUGGCUGCCUGCUGGGGUGUGUGGACAUGGUGGACUGUCUGCCUCAGGAGGAGUACAGGGAGCAGUUCCCUAAGGGCGAGUCAGAGUCACUCUAUGUGUUUGUGGUGGAGAAUCCUCGAGAGCUCAUUGUGAAAUUCCCUGUCAAAGGCCAGCACAAAUUGUGGAGAUUGGAUACCACCGUUCACACUAGUGCCAAGACAGGACUGAAACCAUCAAACCACAUGUACUCGCAGUCUAGCUAGCUAUAAACCUCCUGUGUACAGGUGUGUGGUGCACUGAGCUGUGUGUGUGUGUGCUUGUGACACAAUUAUUAUUGUUAUGCCAUGCUUCUUGUUUAUAGUAUUUAUUGAAAUUG
Messenger RNA from Halichondria panicea, 2009 nucleotides. RefSeq names its product activating signal cointegrator 1-like. NCBI's taxonomy places the organism in Eukaryota, Metazoa, Porifera, Demospongiae, Suberitida, Halichondriidae. The record is from RefSeq and is a predicted model, not a curated record. Gene Ontology annotation, cellular component: nucleus. The transcript has 14 exons. Gene Ontology annotation, biological process: positive regulation of DNA-templated transcription. Bases 106 to 1896 code for a protein of 596 amino acids. Gene Ontology annotation, molecular function: zinc ion binding; transcription coactivator activity.